This is a messenger RNA of Aspergillus melleus, 2116 nucleotides long. RefSeq lists its product as uncharacterized. Bases 283 to 1947 code for a protein of 554 amino acids. The transcript has 2 exons. NCBI's taxonomy places the organism in Eukaryota, Fungi, Ascomycota, Eurotiomycetes, Eurotiales, Aspergillaceae. The record is from RefSeq and is a predicted model, not a curated record.
UGUCUCUCUUCCUUCUUCUUAUUCCCACGGACUGCCAGUUCUCGUCGCUUUCCUUAGUCAUUUCUUUGCCUUAGAACGUCUGGCCUCGAGCUCAACGCUUGUCAAGAUACUCUCGCUCCUUUACGCUGGAACUUGACCAGAUUGUCUUACAGAAGAAAAAGACCCCUCGACUUUGACUCUACUAGUCCCUGAUCCGGAAUAGCACAGUUCCCCUGGAUCCUCUCAAUUUCUCUCUAUACGACCCAUUAUAAUUUGUGAACUUCAAUUGCUGUUUUAUAUAUCAUGUCGGCCAACCAAUUGCUGUGUCAAAUGGAUUCCUCGUCGCACCAGAACGAAUGGUAUGACUUUGACAGCUUUCUCGAGUUUCCCUCGGGCGAUCUUGAUAGCAAUUCCACCUCGGUAGAUUCAAUCUCCCCCAAGGACUUGGAUCUGAGCUACACCGAGGCGGAUGCGACCAACUGGAACUCCAACCUCGGCGCCUGCUCCCAGGCAUCAUUCCCGGAAUUGGUGGACUGUCAGAACCUGUUCGGAGAGUACACUCUCGGCACCGAAUCCAUCGCGAACCCUAACGAGACCCUGCAACUCCUCUCGUCAUCCGAGGCUGAAGGGUUCAUGGGUCCGACCUAUGAUGCCACGUGGUCGCCUGAAUUCCCAGGCCACAAUGAGCAGUUCUACUCGACCAUUCGCCAGAUGGUAGAGUCGCAGGCAGCGACCGGUGCGGGUUACGCCUCCAAAAAGGAGAAGCGCAUCGAAGCAUCCAUUGCGCUGCAUAUGCAGCGGCUCCAGGAUGUGUCUCUGCCCGACAUCGAUCUGUUCUCGGACUCAAACACCUCAUUCCCUUCGCCGUGCUGGUCGGAGACUGCCCGACCAAAUGCUUCUAUUGACGGGAGCCCCGCUACCACCCUCCUGUCCGAGCCCACCAGCAAAUCUCCUACACCUCCCUCCACGUUAGAUGCUUCCUCCGGAGGGAUGGAGCUCGUUUUAGAUUUGAACAUGAACACCGCUUCUAACGUACCGAAGAAGCAAAAGCCUCGAUCGCGGGCCCAGAAAGAGAACUACAUCAAGGUUCGUAAGCACGGUGCUUGCGAGAAACAUAGAAAACAGCACAAAAGAUGCAACUGCCUUGAAACUACGAUUUCUCGUGUUGAGAUGGCUGGGUCGCUUCUUUCUACCACGAACGAGGUACUAAGACCGAUGAAGCAUGCUCCACAGCUUUAUGUUCGCGGCCAGGACCACGACAGACUUCUCCUACAAACGGCACUGAGACAGAGCAACACGCAACAGUGUGUGAAGUCGGCAGUUUCUGUGGAUCGCGGCGGCUCUACCCCCGGCGUCUCGUCGCCCGAGUCGAGCACUACGAGACACUCGCCAUGCCAUGUGCAGCGCCCCGUUAGCUCUUCUGAUCAAGGAACAAUGCUACAGGUACGGUCGUCCAUCAGGGAAUACAUACCUAGGGGCGGCGUUAACAACGUUCCUUCGUCGACGGGACUGCUUGCAAGCCACACAGUACAAGAAUCGUCUACGGCCCAGCCCGUCCAACGACCAAGCACGGUGCAGGCGACGAGGCGUCAACCGCUUUCCAAUCGCGCGUCUCCAGAACUAUGCACGGUUGUGCAUGGACACGACCACGAUCAGGUUCUCCGCCAAGGAAUUCUUCAGAGAUGGCGUCUACGACCUACAAGCGAAACGGGACAAGAAUGCGUGCAACUACAGACUGUACAGCGUACGCAGGGCUUAAACGCCCCGGACAACGAUGGAUUCGUUGCCGAACAGCGUCUGUCCCUCCUGUCUAUUUACACGGGACUGUACAAUACUGCAUUUGCAUUCUCCCGCUUCUGGCAAAAGUCGGCAUCAGUCACCUCAUGGGCAGGAAUCCUUCUAGAAAGGUUCCUGAUUGUCUCUUCUAAACAAUUUUGGUUUGUUCGGAAGGGAUGGGGACUGAAUUAGCCCGGCGUUGUGGUCUGAUUUUGGGUCUGUCUGUUCAUUGAGCGUGUUCGUUUGAUUUGUCCUGUUAUCUAGCGGUGGUUUGAGGUUUUUGUUCUUGAUUCCAUGAUGUUUAAUAUCCCUGUGAAAAGUAUGUUUGUAUUAGAUACUAGUAAUUGAUCGUUUUGUCUAU